Molecule: messenger RNA, 1092 nt
Organism: Clunio marinus
Lineage: Eukaryota; Metazoa; Arthropoda; Insecta; Diptera; Chironomidae
Source: the annotation of a GenBank genome assembly
AUGAAUUUUGAUUUAGUGAAAAAGUUGAUGGGAUUUUUUGGAAUUCAUCCUGAGAAGACAAAAGAUUCGCGUCAGAUUAUAAGGAGAAGAUUCUUCUUAGUCAUUUUAUUCUUUUUCAAUAUAUUUCCCAUGAGUUACGGAACUGUGUGGAAUAUUUUGAGUCACCAAAAUAUUAAUGCUUAUGCUGAACAUAUCAUGGUCAAUGCUUACAACAUAAGUGGAUAUAUGAAAUAUUGCAUGCUCAUCUGGAAUCUGGAGGAUUAUAGCAAAAUAUUCAAAACAAUGACAGAUUUAGUUCCAACCAGAUCAAUGACAAAAUCGGAUAAAAAUAGGAAAUCGCUUUACAGAGUUAUUCGCAGUUAUGUUUUAUUUUUAUGCACAUCAACGGCCAUUCCAUUUCUCAUGUUGACAUUAACUGACGAAGUGUUUAAAGAUGUUUUGAAGUAUCCUUUCGAUUUCAAUUUUACACCUUUUAAAGAAGUUGUUCAUACCAUGGGAUUUCUAACUGGAAUGACUUUUGGUGCUUUAAACUUUACAACUCAUAUUUGCUUUUACAGUUGUUGCAUUCAAGUCAUCACACUUUAUGAUUACUUAACUGAGCAAGUUUUAGAGGUGAACACGAAGCCUGAGAAUGAAAAGGAAAUCAUAAGAAAUUCUGUGGAGUUUCACAUGAAAACGAAGGAAAUUAUCAGAGAUAUUUCCUCAAAUUUUCACGGAUUUUUGCUGAGUGAUGUCUUGAGUUACAUAAUCAUGUUGGGCACAAUUUUAUUUAAUCUUUCAUAUUCUUUAAUUUUCAUUCGUCUUGCUACAUAUUCUUUGUCAAGUUUUUAUGGAUCGUGGAUAUUUUGCAAUGGUGGAAAUAUUUUAAUUCUUCAAAGUCAAGAGAUGGCUGUGAAACUUUACACAGAAAUUCAUUGGCCUACCAUCAACUCACCUUCAUUAAAACGUUCAUUGAUCAUCAUGAUUAUGAAUUUUCAGAAACCAGUUCAAAUGAUUUUAUUCAAGAUGAGGAUUGUUGAUUUGGAAUUGUUCAUUUUUAUUGUUCAAACAGCAUACACAUUAUUCAAUGUGAUGAUAAAAUUAAACUAUUAA